CAAUAUUCAGAACCAAUGUUUUCAUCAUCAUUAUCUGAAUCGGAACCUCCAACUUAUUUACCAAUCAAUAAUGAAAACCAUCUAGAUAUAGUGAACCAUCCAGUUGAUGAUUUAUUAUUGAUGCUUAGUGCGUUGUUACAGAAAAUUGUGGAAGCCAAUGAUAACUUACAUCCACAUCAUUAUCAUCAAGCAUCUCAAUUACACAAUUCCCAUAAAUUCACUGCUAAUGUCUUAGCAUUCCAUGGAAGAAACGUACCAGCUAUAUCAUUACAUGCAUACCUAACAAGAAUCUUGAAAUAUUGUCCAGUUACAAAUGAAGUGUUUUUAACACUGUUAGUUUAUUUUGAUAGAAUUGCUAAACGGGCAAAUGCUGGAGAUUUUGACCAAAACAAACAACAACAACAAGGGGAAGGUAAUACUGCUGGAACCUCAAAUGCUGGCUCAGAUGAUCAACAAUUGUUUGUUAUGGAUAGUUAUAAUAUUCAUAGAUUGAUAAUCGCAGGUGUUACAGUUGCUUCUAAAUUCUUUAGUGAUAUUUUCUACAAGAAUUCGAGAUAUGCAAAAGUUGGUGGGUUACCAUUAGAUGAAUUGAACCAUUUAGAAUUACAAUUUUUAUUAUUGACUGAUUUUAGAUUGAUGAUACAAAUUGAAGAAUUACAAAGAUAUGCUGAUUUGUUAUUGAAAUUUUGGAAAAGGGAACAAAGUAAAUCACAAAAUGAUGAAAAGAUGACUGAAGGACAAGAAUAGACUAAAGAUUUAUUGAAGUUUGAAUAUUUAAUACUAUUUGGAGUUUAUGUGAUGAUUUUUUGUUUUUAUUUGAUAGAGUUUUUUUAGGCAGAACCCAUUUCUGAUGAUGAUAUGUUCAUUCUUUCUUCUUUAAUUGACCUUUAUUUUAUUAUUCUUUCAGUUCUAACACCUAUUUAAUUUUUUUAAUCUUUUUUUAAUAUUCAUCAUCAGAUAUUGACUUUUUAAUUGAUUUAUAUAUUAAUUCUUAGCUCUUUGUUUGUUC
Messenger RNA from Hansenula anomala, 1009 nucleotides. RefSeq names its product PHO85 cyclin family protein. The coding region runs from base 16 to 747 and encodes 243 amino acids. Gene Ontology annotation, cellular component: nucleus; cyclin-dependent protein kinase holoenzyme complex. Lineage: Eukaryota; Fungi; Ascomycota; Saccharomycetes; Phaffomycetales; Wickerhamomycetaceae. Gene Ontology annotation, biological process: regulation of cyclin-dependent protein serine/threonine kinase activity. Gene Ontology annotation, molecular function: protein kinase binding; cyclin-dependent protein serine/threonine kinase regulator activity. The transcript has a single exon. The record is from RefSeq and is a predicted model, not a curated record.